UGCUAUUAAUUAUACAGAAAUGCCAUUGGUUUUUAUUAGAUCUAGUAUGUUGACUAAAUUUGCUUAUUAACCAUAAUGAUUUUAUUCUUCUGCAUUAUGUACAGAACAAUGUCAUCUGUGAAUGGCAUGUAAAUCACAACAUGCCAUGUCGCUCCUGAAAACCCAUCCUCAAGUCUCCUAAGCACUCAGAACCAACUGUGAACCAGCUUUGGUCUGCGAGGAAACAAUGACCGAUAAAACAGAGAAAGUGGCUGUAGAUCCUGAAACCAUGUUUAAACGUCCCAGGGAAUGUGACAGUCCUUCAUAUCAGAAAAGGCAGAGGAUUGCCCUGUUGGCAAGGAAACAAGGAGCAGGAGACAGCCUUACUGCAGGCUCUGCCAUGUCCAAAGAAAAGAAGCUUAAGACAGGAGAUGGUAUUCCACCCAUCCAAUUGGAUUCUCAGAUUGAUGACUUCGCUGGUUUCAGCAAAGAUGAGCUGAUGCAGAAACCUGGUAGCAAUGCACCUGUGGGAGGAAUCAUUACCAGCAAUUUCUCUGAAGAUGACCUAAAAUGCAGAGAAAUAGACCCUAUUCCCAAAAGCCAAGAAGAAAUUAAUGCUGAUAUAAAACGUCAAUUAGUGAAGGAAAUCCGAAGCAUUGGACGAAAAUACGAAAAGAUCUUCAAAUUGCUUGAAGAAGUGCAAGGACCUAUAGAAGUCAAGAAACAAUUUUUUGAAUCCAUCAUCAAGGAAGCAGCAAGAUGUAUGAGCCGAGACUUCGUUCAGCUCCUUGAGAAGAAACUGGAGCAUAUGAUUUGGGAGUACUUGUCCAUGGAGGAUUAUGACAACUCAAAUGCAUAAUCUCAUUAAUGAUUGAGGAGAGAAAAGGAUCAGAUUGCUGUUUUCUACAGUGGAGCAGGAUAUUGCUGAAGUCUCCUGGCAUAUGUUACUGAAUCAAAUGGCCUUUCAGAGGCUAAGAAAUGUCUGUUAGUAAAAGUUGUUCUUUUUCCC
This is a messenger RNA of Cercocebus atys (sooty mangabey), 988 nucleotides long. Its product is annotated as cancer/testis antigen family 45 member A2-like. The coding region runs from base 227 to 838 and encodes 203 amino acids. The record is from RefSeq and is a predicted model, not a curated record. The transcript has 5 exons. Gene Ontology annotation, biological process: snRNA 3'-end processing. Gene Ontology annotation, cellular component: integrator complex. Lineage: Eukaryota; Metazoa; Chordata; Mammalia; Primates; Cercopithecidae.